GCUUCAUUCAUUUCCACUCCACGGAGAGUCUGAGUGACAGAACUCACUUUACCUCAGAUUCCCUCAAAUUAAACCCACCAGAACGUCCUGUUUUAAAGCUCUACAACAGUAUGGUAGUGAGAUUAAACACUUUCCUCACACUUUCUCUGUGUUUGGUGCUGGUUUGUUGUGCACUGAGUGUGUGUGGCCGAGCCGCUGCUGAGAAUGAGCUGGAGAAAGGUGGUUUGGAUGUGAAUCUGUCUGUAGACACAGUGCUGCUCGAUUAUCAGAUUAAAUACAACAUGAGGAAAUCUGAGGAUUUGGACGAUGAAGGCUGUUUCCUCCAAACGGGUCAAAACGAGGCGCUGCAUCAGUGCGGCUUCAACACCACGGCCAGGACUAUCCUCAUCAUCCACGGCUGGACGAUAGGAGGUGUGUUUGAGAGUUGGAUGUAUAAGCUGGUCUCAGCAGUAGUGAGGCGUGAGGCUGAGGCGAAUGUCAUCGUGGUGGACUGGCUCGGUUUGGCCCAUCAGCUUUACCCUGACGCUGUCAAUCACACACUCCAUGUUGGACGCAGCAUUGCUGCAUUGCUUGACUGGCUGCAGGAGGAGCAGCAGCUGCCUCUAGAGAACGUUCAUCUGAUUGGUUAUAGUCUGGGAGCUCAUGUAGCAGGAUAUGCUGGAACAUUCGUUCAUGGGAAAGUUGGCCGUAUAACAGGGUUGGACCCAGCCGGUCCCAUGUUUGAGGGGGCGGAGCCACACAAGCGCCUCUCUCCAGACGACGCAGAGUUUGUGGAUGUUCUGCACACGUACACUCGUGAAGCUCUGGGUGUGAGCAUUGGCAUCCAGCAGCCAAUCGGACACAUUGACAUCUACCCUAACGGGGGAGAUGUGCAGCCCGGCUGUUCCCUGGGGGACGUCCUGUCCUCUGCCGCGGCAGGGGACUUUAUGGAGGUGAUGAAGUGUGAGCAUGAGCGGGCAGUGCACCUGUUUGUGGACUCUCUGAUGGAUAAGGAACACGUGAGUUUUGCAUAUCAGUGCACAGGGCCCGAGCGCUUCAAUAAAGGAAUCUGUCUGAGCUGCAGGAAGAAUCGCUGCAACAACGUGGGCUAUAACGCUCGCAGCGUGCGCAGGAGGAGGAACACCAAGAUGUACCUGAAGACUCGCGCAGACACGCCCUUUGCUGGUUAUCAUUAUCAGAUGAAGAUGCACGUCUUUAACCGGAAAAACUCUGAUGAUGCAGAUCCCACCUUUUACAUCAAACUUUAUGGAGCUCACAACGACACCAAUGACAUCUACGUUGACAUUGCUGAUGGUGUUGGUUUGAACCUCACCAACACGUUUCUGGUGUUUACGGAGGAGGACAUCGGAGAGCUGUUGAAGAUCCGUUUGACCUGGGAGAGUCCAACUGAGUCCUUCUCUGCUGUGUGGAAACACAUCAAAUCCUUCUGGUCCACUUCCUCCAGUAACAAGGUGCUGCAGGUCCGCCGCCUCCGCAUCAAGUGUGGAGAGACACAGAGGAAGUUCACGUUCUGCGCUGAAGACCUGUCAGUAACGGACAUCACUCCGGGGAACUCUGUAACCUUUGUAAAAUGCCGUGACGGUUGGGAGGUGAAACCCAGGAAACGGAUCCCCAUGUGAGUGGACUUGGUCACUGAAGUGGAUGUGGAUUGGGAUGUGACUGCUCUCUUCACGUUCUGAGCACUUUUUUUCUCUGGGGUUUUUUGUACACAGUUGGGGCUUGGAGCAUGAGUCUGUUUGUUUAUGAAGGAGGGGGGUGUGUGUGUGGGGGUGUGUGUGUGUGUGUCUUUUGAUACUAAUUGUACAGGCCUAUUUAUUUGUGACCUUAUUUAAGAGCCUGUGACUCUCACCAGCCUGUGUGUGUGUGUGUGUGUGUGUGUGUUACCAUUGUGAUUGUACUGUUUUGUUUUGUUUUUUUGAUUGGGAAUUUAUAUAUAUUUUUUUUAUUUAUGAAAGAAUAAGGCACUGCAGUAAAAUCAAACUUUAUUUAUCAAUUCUGUUGAUACAAACGUUGUACAUCUGUGUGUGUGUAUGACUGCAAGAUGUUUUUAAGGGUCAAUCACAGUAUUAUUUCAGUGGAGAGUGGAGAUCACUGUGAGUCCUUUUGAGAGAAAUGUUACCUUAAAUAUGUUUGUGUGUACAUA
Messenger RNA from Hemibagrus wyckioides, 2143 nucleotides. RefSeq names its product lipase, endothelial (gene lipg). The coding region runs from base 111 to 1619 and encodes 502 amino acids. Lineage: Eukaryota; Metazoa; Chordata; Actinopteri; Siluriformes; Bagridae. Gene Ontology annotation, biological process: lipid metabolic process. The record is from RefSeq and is a predicted model, not a curated record. The transcript has 10 exons. Gene Ontology annotation, molecular function: lipoprotein lipase activity; protein binding.